Hyaloperonospora brassicae is the source of this 1848-nucleotide messenger RNA. The record is from the annotation of a GenBank genome assembly. Lineage: Eukaryota; Oomycota; Peronosporomycetes; Peronosporales; Peronosporaceae.
AUGCCCACCGACUCGCGCAGCCCCAGCGCGUCGCCCAGUGGCAGUUGCAGCAGCAGCAGCAGCAACGACGACGGCCCCUCGUCGCCCGGCAGCCCCAGCAGCAGCAGUCACAGCCACUCCGCGCCCCACCGACGCCCUUUGACCACCACGACGACCGCCGACGGCAAACCCAAAAAGUGCCGCUUCAACGACUGCGACAACCACGCGGUGGACGGCACGAGCAAGUGCGCGUUCCACAAGAACCGCCGCCAGUGCUGCGUCGCCAACUGCACCAACCAGGUGUACGCGCGCAAGCUCUGCGUGCGCCACGGCGGCAAGAAGCAGUGCCAGGCCGAGAGCUGCGAGGCGCACGCGCGCGGCGGCGGCUUCUGCCUCCAGCACGGCGGCUUUGUCGUCAAGCGCUUCUGCGUGGUCGAGGGCUGCUCCAAGCAGGCGCACGCGCGGCAAAAGUGCGUGCGCCACGGCGGCGGCCGGCGCUGCAAGAUCGACGGCUGCAUGCAGCACGCGCGGGCCGGCGGGCUGUGCAACCGGCACUCGCACGGCCACGAGUGCCGCGUGGACGGCUGCAACAAGACGGCGCAGCACUCGGGCUCCAUAUGCUUCCGCCACGCCAUGGAGCUCCGCGCGCACGGCGAGGAAGUGCCCGAGCUCAACAUCUCCAAGGGCGGGCGCCUGAGCAGCAAGAAGCGCCAGCAGCAGCAGCGCGAGCAGCAGCUCAAGCAGGAGCAGUUCCACCACCUGCAGAUCCAGCACCAGCAGAUCCACCCGCCGUCGCACUUUAUGCAGCACCCGCACCAGCCGCAGCACGCCCACCACCACCACCACCAGAACCAACAGCAGCAGCACCAUCACCACCACCAACAACACCACCAGCAACAACAACAACACCACCAGCAGCAGCAGCAGCAACAGCCACACGUGUCGCAAUCGUCGGCGCCGCACUCGCUGUCGAUCCAAGUGCCCCAGGGCCAGUCCACGCAGCAUCCACUGCAACACGCGCACUCGCACCAGCAGUCGUCGAGUGCGUCCAACCCGUUCGGGCUGCCGCUGAAGAUCAACGUGCCGUCCACGAUGCCUAAGUUCAGUUUGCGCACGCCGCUGGGCAACAGCUUUCCCACGCCGCGGAGUCACGAGUUCUCGCUGCUCAUGGGGCUCCCGUCGCCGCAGAUUGACAACUCGCAGCUGCCGAGUGUGUUGGCCAUGACGAACGCGGGCGGCGCUGGUGCGACCGCGACCGCCAGCAGUGGCCAGCGCACGCCUGGCAUUGACAGUUUUUUGACCAGCAGCGGGCCGCCCAGUGUCUCGCGCGGCAUUGGGAGCAACUUUCUGUCGCUGGGACUGUUUCCGACCCCGCGGUUGUCCGACCGGACGCCUGGCGCCAAUGAAGACGCGAUGAUGAGCGACUACAUGAAGCUCAUGGGCGGCCCCGAUACGCCCAUGACGUUCCACUCGACCGGUGGUCACUUUGGCGCGUCUCCGCUGCUCGAAAACAUUGGCGCAAAUGUGUUUGACCACAGCCAGCAUCACGGAUCGAACAGCUCGAGGAAUCACAUGGCGGCGAUCGCUGCAGCGGCUGCCGUGCACAACAGUGGUCAGCAGCGCAUGAAGAUGGACUUUUUGUCGCCGCGUGGACUGGCGUCGCACAGCUUUCAGAGCACGGGGUUUCCGACGUCAACGUCAGUGCACGAUGGCAUGGGUUCGACUGCACCGUCUUCUGCUUCAACAGACUAUGCUGCACAGUUUUUUGCGGAUAACAAGAGCGACAAAGUGCGUGGCCACAUGAAGACGUCGUCUGUCUCGGCUGCAACGGCGGCCACGCCGAAACCCACUGGCGUCACUGCCGCAUAG